This is a messenger RNA of Magnolia sinica, 1102 nucleotides long. RefSeq names its product glutamate decarboxylase 4-like. Gene Ontology annotation, molecular function: pyridoxal phosphate binding; glutamate decarboxylase activity. NCBI's taxonomy places the organism in Eukaryota, Viridiplantae, Streptophyta, Magnoliopsida, Magnoliales, Magnoliaceae. Gene Ontology annotation, cellular component: cytosol. Bases 41 to 1102 code for a protein of 353 amino acids. Gene Ontology annotation, biological process: L-glutamate catabolic process. The record is from RefSeq and is a predicted model, not a curated record. The transcript has 6 exons.
UACAAUUAGAUUGGAUUGGAUUUUACGGGCUCAAGCAAUCAUGGUCCUUACUGUUGUUCAAUCCAAGGAAGAAGCAUCCUCCACCUUCAUCAAUUCCAUUUUCGCCACGAGAUAUGUUCGGGACCCAUUGCCAAGGUAUAGGAUGCCGGAGAAUCCAAUUCCAAAGGAGGUGGCCUAUGAGAUAAUCCAUGACGAGUUGUUGUUAGACGGUAAUCCGAGGCUUAAUUUAGCUUCGUUCGUGACCACAUGGAUGGAAACGGAGUGCGAUAAGCUGAUCAUGGAGUCGAUGAACAAAAAUUACGUUGAUAUGGAUGAAUAUCCCGUCACCACAGAGCUUCAGAAUCGAUGUGUGAAUAUGAUAGCUCACCUUCUCAAUGCGCCCGUCGGUGAGAAAGAAACUGUGGUCGGAGUGGCGACGGUUGGAUCGUCGGAAGCGAUCAUGUUGGCCGGGCUUGCAUUCAAGAGGAUUUGGCAGAAGAAGAGAAAGGCUCAGGGAAAACCCUACGACAGGCCCAACAUUGUCACUGGUUCAAACGUACAGGUUUGUUGGGAGAAAUUUGCACGGUAUUUUGAAGUCGAGUUGAAAGAAGUGAAGUUGAGAGAAGGUUAUUAUGUCAUGGAUCCGGUGAAGGCGGUAGAAAUGGUUGAUGAGAAUACGAUAUGCGUCGCAGCGAUCUUGGGUUCGACCCUCACCGGAGAGUUUGAAGAUGUUAAGCUUCUAAACCAUCUUCUCAUGGAGAAGAACAAGAAAACUGGAUGGAAUACUCCAAUCCACGUGGACGCAGCGAGCGGUGGAUUCAUCGCGCCUUUCCUGUACCCCGAUCUGGAAUGGGAUUUUCGGCUACCGUUGGUGAAGAGCAUCAACGUGAGCGGACACAAGUACGGACUCGUCUAUGCUGGGAUCGGAUGGGUGAUAUGGAGGAGUAAGGAAGACUUACCUGAGGAACUCAUCUUCCACAUCAACUACCUUGGAUCUGAUCAACCAACCUUCACCCUCAACUUCUCCAAGGGAUCAAGUACGAUAAUCGCACAGUACUAUCAGUUCCUUCGCAUGGGCUUUGAGGUAAUUAUCCAUGUCAUUAACAGAUAUUCUCUACCAUGA